CCCUUCUUCCUGAAGCAAAAUCCCCUACCUUUAAAAUCAACCAUCUAUCUCAUUUCCAUAUCCACUUCUACCAUAUUUUUUACUUAUUACAUAGAGAGGCAGCAAGAUGGCAGAUUGGGGGCCUGUAUUCACGGCUGUGAUGCUGUUCAUUCUGCUAUCACCAGGCCUGCUUAUUCAGAUACCAGGGCGUAGUAGGUACAUAGAGUUUUCCAACUUUCACACCAGUGGGGUAUCUAUACUGGUCCAUUCCGUUCUUUACUUUGCAUUCAUGUGUAUCUUCCUGUUAGCCAUUGGUGUGCACGUGUACAUUGGGUCAUAGCUGAUAGCCCCAGCUUCUUGGAUUGAUCUGUGAAUUUUGAUUCCAAUCUUGUUCUCAAGGUGUUUGUAUCUUUUCCGGAAGUACCAAAUUUGUGAGGAUUAACUAUAGAUUUAUGUUGUUUGUGGUUUUAUGGAUCAGCUUUGCUCUUUAUAUCCUUCCUCAUGUUUAAUUUGCUUGAUCCAACGAUUUCAGAUGAUUUCUGAUUUAGUUUGCUUUACUUAAUCCUAAAGCAACUAAACUUAUGUGCAGCUUUGAGUCAACUAUUUAUUAUGUUGAGGUUAUAUUGGAAUUGUGCAAAUCCUUGUCUGGAGAAGUGUGUUUUGGUAUCAACUUUAAUGUAUUAUUAUUGUUCUGAUUUGACAUGCAAUGAAGUAAUAAAAAUGUUAGGUUUAU
Rubroshorea leprosula is the source of this 712-nucleotide messenger RNA. The record is from the annotation of a GenBank genome assembly. Lineage: Eukaryota; Viridiplantae; Streptophyta; Magnoliopsida; Malvales; Dipterocarpaceae.